AUGGAUCCCAUUAAGUAUCUGUUUGAGAAGCCUAUACUCACUAGGAGGGUUUCCAGAUGGCAGGUAUUGUUAUCAGAAUACGACAUCACCUAUCUUGCACAAAAGGCAAUCAUGGGUAGCGCUUUGGCCGAUUAUCUAGCAAAUGGACCGACUGAUAAAUAUCAUGCGGUAAAGGAUAAUUUCCCCGACAAAGAAGUUUUAGCUCUGGGAAAUGAGGAAGAAGGGAAAACUAUGGAAGAAUCCUGGACCAUGUUCUUCGACGAAGCCUCAAAACUGAUGGGAAAUGGGGUGGGCACCAUACUAAUGUCGUCCCAAGGAAAGCACAUCUUGGUAACGACAAUAUUAGACUUUGAUUGCACUAAUAACAUGGCUGAAUAUGAAGCCUGCAUAUUCAGUUUGCAUGUCGCCCUCGAUAAUGGCAUCACGAGAUUAGAAGUCUAUAACGACUCAAAUUUUGUAAUACAUUAG
Messenger RNA from Cajanus cajan (pigeon pea), 468 nucleotides. RefSeq lists its product as uncharacterized. Gene Ontology annotation, molecular function: nucleic acid binding; RNA-DNA hybrid ribonuclease activity. The record is from RefSeq and is a predicted model, not a curated record. NCBI's taxonomy places the organism in Eukaryota, Viridiplantae, Streptophyta, Magnoliopsida, Fabales, Fabaceae.